AUAAAAUUUUAGGUCUUGGAAGAGCGCUAGGUCAUUAUGGAUCUUCACUCCUUGCAGCGUGAUCGAUUCUUCCGCGUGGAUGAGCUACUGCUUUCCUGGAUCGGCUAGAACUUUUGAUCCAUUGGAUGAGCCACGGAUCGGCUAAGAAUUAGCGCUUAAUCGAUUCUCCGCGUGGAUGAGCUUCUCCUCGGCUAGAAAUCACAAAUUGUUUCUUGCGGGAGGUUCACAUCCAAAGUUUUCCAUCGCGGCCACGAAAACUAUCACCGCCUCGUCCACAGCGGCACUGCUUGCUGCUCUAAAGGCUUGUAGCGGCCGAGCAACGAAAGAAGAUGCCACAGAAGUGAAUGGAAGGCUUGUCAAGGCCAAGUCUCUGCAAGAAGCUUGGUGGACAUGUACGCGAAGUGUGGAAGCCUGGAAAAGGCUCGCAACGUUUUCGAGGCGAUGCCUUGGCAGAAUGUUGUGUCAUGGAACGCGCUGAUGCUCGGGUAUGCUGAGAAUGGGGAAGAGGAGGCAUGUGUGAACUUACUUUCGUGUUUAGUGCCGAGGCUUCGAUCACCGAGAACUUACGCGAUUGCACUCAAGGCUUGCAACAAAUUAGCAGCAAAGGAAGAAGGCCAGAGCUAUGGUGAACAGGAGCUUGUCAAAAUCAAGAGCCUGGAGACGGCUUGAUUGAUAUGUAUGCCAAGUGUGGGAGCUUGCGGGAUGCUCGCAAAGUUUUUGAUACGAUUCCUUGCUACGACGUGGUGUGUUGGAACUCGCUCAUGUCGGGCUACAUUGAAAACGAGCUUGCGCUGGUCUGGCAGUGGAAGAAGAAGCUAAGAAAGGCAGUGUGAAGUGGGAAUCGCUUCAAAGAGGUACCAACCUUCACCUUGAGUAUACAAAACGACUUGGGAAUAAUGGUGAUUGUAAGCUUCAGGUGGUCACCAGCAUUAUAGCUAUGUACUCAAAGUGUGGAUCCAUGGUGGAGGCUCGUAGGGUAUUUGAUGGUCUCCAGCGAAACACUCACGAUGCGGUUUCAUGGACAGCGCUUAUGUUUGGGUACGUCGAGAACAAGCAGGAACUCCAGGCUUUGGAACUUUUCGCAAGCAUGGCCAAAGUUUGUCGACCAAACGCGCGGGCGUUUGUGGUUGCACUCAAGGCUUGCACUCGAGUAGCUGCGAACGAAGGUGGCAAGGUCGUUGCUGGGGACACGAUUGUGAAGGUCAGAGCUUUGGAAAAUGGGAUGGAGAUACACAGCAGAGCUGCAACCGAUGGAUUCGACAAGAACACCAUUGUCUCCAACGCGGUGGUGGAAAUGUACGCACAGUGUGGGAGCCUAGUCGAUGCUCGGGCCGUCCUGGACAGGAUGGUGGAACACGACGAGGCGUCCUGGAAUGCCUUGCUUCUCGGCUACUCUCAAAGCGGCGAGCAGGAACUGGCUCUGGAGCUCUUUGAGCUGCUGAGCUCUUCGGGAAGAAGCGGCGGCCGUCCGGCUUACGCUGCUGCACUGAAGUGCUGCGCUGAACUGGCCGCUAAGGAAGAUGGCAGGACGGUCGACGGGAAGCUCGUCAAGCUCGGCUCUCUGGAGAAAGUUAUGAGGAUCCACUCGCAGGCUGUGGAGAUCGAGCUCGACUCGGACAGGUUUCUAGCCAGCGCGCUGGUUGAUACGUAUGCCAAGUGUGGGAGCGUGCUGGACGCUCGAAGAGUUUUCGACAGCAUGGUGCUCGAGAGCCAGGACGACUUGGUUUUGUGGACUUCGAUCAUGCUGGCUCACGCCGACAACGGUGAAGGGAGAGUGACUUUGGAGCUCUUCUCGCGGAUCAAAAGCCAGCCUUGGUGGUCGCCGCGGGAUCCUCAGACAAUGGUCGCGGCGCUCAAAGCUUCCGGGAGCAGUGAAGUGGCGUCGCUGGAGAGCGCUCGGCGGAUCCAUGCGGAAGCUUGCCGGCACGGCCUGAUCGAGCGCGACGAAGCUCUGGCGAGCUGCCUGGUGGACGCGUAUGGAAGGCUCGGAAGAUCCGGCGACUCCCAGCAGGUAUUCGACUCCAUUCCCGUGAAAGGUCCACUGACUUGGACGGCGCUGGUGGCCGGUUACAGCCGCGUGGGAGAUCCGGAGCUCGUCUUUCGCUGGUUUCGCAAGAUGGUCGACGAGAAGAUCAUCCCGGACGCCAUCGCUUGCGUGUGCGUGCUCGCGGCUUGCAGCCACGCCGGCCUCGUCGACAGGGGCCUGGAGUUUCUACGCGAGAUGGAGGCGAUGUUUGGGAUCAAGCCCGACAUCCGGCACUACUCGUGCGUGAUCGACAUGCUGGGGCGAGCAAACCGGCUGGAAGAAGCUCUGGCGAUGGCGGAGACGAUGCCGGUGGAUCCAAAUGCGGUGACUUGGACGACGCUGCUGGGCGCUUGCGCCAAGUGGAAGAACGCGACGCUGGGGAAGAUCGCGUUUGAGAGAUCCAGGCAAAUGCAUCCCUCAAACUUCCAGUUGAUGGCAAACAUCUACGCUUAGGAAACUCAAGAGCCCUAAUUUUCUGACAAUAUAAAGGUUCUUGUUUAAA
Molecule: messenger RNA, 2528 nt
Organism: Selaginella moellendorffii
Lineage: Eukaryota; Viridiplantae; Streptophyta; Lycopodiopsida; Selaginellales; Selaginellaceae
Product: putative pentatricopeptide repeat-containing protein At5g09950
Exons: 5
Coding region: 938-2479 (513 amino acids)
Biological process (GO): RNA modification
Molecular function (GO): RNA binding; protein binding
Source: RefSeq, a predicted model, not a curated record